AUUCGUUGGCAUUUACUGAGAGCUGGUUUGUUGAUGUUUUUAAUUUAUGUGAUUAAUUAAUAAAUUUAAUUAAAUUAAUAUAUAUUUAAAUUUGAUUUAUUACAAAUCUAAAAAGAAAUAAAUAAAACGAAAAAAUGGUGGUACUAAGUUCUUGCUGGUCACCAUUCAUAUGGUCAAAUUCUGUUAAAACGGGCAGCAAAGCAGUAGCUUUUUACACAGCAGCAUUAUCAGUUGUGCUCAUCACAUUGAUUACAUAUAUGCUGUGUGGUGGAGAAUCAGCCCAACUCUACUCGCCACUAUUUGAAACAGAUAAAAGAUACUCCAUGCCCUUAUUUGGUGGCAUUUUUAUAUUAUAUUUCAUACUGCUUAUAUUAGCAUCUUAUUUAGUUUAUUUUGGCAUAAAGAUUUGCACCCGUGGUUGGCUGUUACCUUGGUUGAUAUUAGCAGGAAUUGGUAUACUUUUCCAAUUUGUAUUUGGUCUUUGGCUUAUUGGUGGCUACUAUAUAUAUCUGGAGCAAACACUUUCAGCAUUGUUGAAUUUUUGUUGGAUGGCCUACAAUAUCUAUUGUUGGCUCUGUGUGUUUUCACAAUAUCAAAUAUUCCUGAUACUACAAAAUCCGAAUAUUGAGCUUCUAAUGCCUUGAACUUUAGGAAAUUUAUAUACAUAUAUAUGUGUAUAUAUAUUACAUUUAUGCGUAUUGAAAUGCAGCAUAAAAUAUUUAGAUUUAAGUUAUGAAAAGAAUCGCAUAUCUAAAUCAACAUUCC
This is a messenger RNA of Teleopsis dalmanni, 765 nucleotides long. RefSeq lists its product as uncharacterized. The coding region runs from base 135 to 644 and encodes 169 amino acids. The record is from RefSeq and is a predicted model, not a curated record. Lineage: Eukaryota; Metazoa; Arthropoda; Insecta; Diptera; Diopsidae. The transcript is spliced from 6 exons.